Scaptodrosophila lebanonensis is the source of this 3651-nucleotide messenger RNA. RefSeq names its product FACT complex subunit spt16 (gene dre4). The record is from RefSeq and is a predicted model, not a curated record. Gene Ontology annotation, cellular component: FACT complex. Gene Ontology annotation, molecular function: nucleosome binding. Gene Ontology annotation, biological process: transcription elongation by RNA polymerase II; positive regulation of transcription elongation by RNA polymerase II. Bases 90 to 3461 code for a protein of 1123 amino acids. The transcript is spliced from 9 exons. Lineage: Eukaryota; Metazoa; Arthropoda; Insecta; Diptera; Drosophilidae.
UGUAGUAAAUGUGUUAAGUGGUUAAACAAUUAUUUACAAAUUAUUCCUUUGCAAACGGAAGCGGUUGUGUUAUUUGCACAAGCGUCAAGAUGUCUAAUAUUGUGCUUGAUAAGGAUUCAUUUUUGCGUCGAAUAAAGCGGCUCUACACAGAGUGGAAGGCUCCUAGUGUUGGCCACGAUGAUGCCUUAAGCAAUUUGGACUGCAUCAUGAGCGUGGUGGGCGUAGAUGAGGAUAUAGUCUACUCAAAAUCCAUGGCCCUGCAACUGUGGCUGCUUGGAUACGAGCUAACAGAUACUAUCUCAGUGUUUGCCUCAGAUGCCAUCUACUUUCUCACGAGCAAAAAGAAAAUUGACUUCUUGAAACAAGUCGAGAAUAUCAGUGAAGAAGGCGUGCCGGAGAUAAAGCUACUCGUGCGCGAUCGGACGGAUAAGGAUAAAAACAACUUUGAAAAGCUUAUUAAAAUUAUACAGAACUCGAAAAAGGGCAAACGGCUUGGAGUUUUCACCAAGGAUGCGUAUCCCGGUGAAUUCUGCGGUAGCUGGAAAAAGUCGCUGGAUGAAGCCCGUUUUGAACAUGUCGACAUUAGCGUUAUUAUUGCAUAUUUGAUGUGUCCAAAAGACGAGUCUGAGGUCAACUAUAUGCGUAAAGCUUCUCUGGUAUCAGUGGACAUAUUCAAUAAGUAUUUGAAAGACGAGAUUAUGGAUAUUAUUGAUUCCGAUAGGAAAGUCAAACAUGUCAAACUUUCGGAAGGCUGCGAGACGGCUAUUCAGGAAAAGAAGUACACCGGCGGCUUGGAGCCAACAUAUUUGGAAAUGUGUUAUCCGCCCAUCAUACAAUCGGGCGGAGCUUACAGUUUAAAGUUCUCAGCUGCCGCAGAUAAGAAUCAUUUACAUUUUGGCGUUAUUGUAUGCUCGCUGGGCGCGCGAUACAAAUCAUACUGCUCGAACAUUUCACGCACGUUCCUUGUUAAUCCCACUGAAACCAUGGAGGAGAACUACACGUUUCUUGUGAACGUUCAGGAAGAAAUACUAAAGCUGCUUGUACCCGGUGCCAAGUUGUGCGAUGUGUACGAAACCACGUUAAGCUAUGUGAAGAAAGAGAAACCGAAAAUGGUCGAUAAUCUCACAAAGACAUUCGGCACGGCAAUGGGAAUUGAAUUUCGAGAGAACUCCAUUGUAAUUGGGCCUAAGUGUCAGGCAUUAGUCAAAAAGAAUAUGGUCUUCAACGUGCACGUCGGGCUUUCGAAUUUGUUGAAUCCAGAAGCUGCCGAUAAGGAGGGCAAGACUUAUGCAUUAUUCAUAGGUGAUACGGUACUCGUUGGCGAACAGGCGCCAGCGAGCGUGAUGACACCAUCGAAGAAGAAAAUCAAAAAUGUAGGCAUUUUUAUAAAGGAUGAUGAUAGCGAGGAGGAGGAAGUCGACAAUAAGAAAGCUUCCAAGGACGAUCAGGGCACCGAGAUACUGGGACGCAGUAAGCGAAAUGCUGUGCUUGAGUCUAAGCUGCGAAACGAGAUAAACACCGAGGAAAAACGCAAAGAGCAUCAACGAGAGCUAGCGCAGCAACUGAAUGAAAGGGCGAAGGAACGUCUGGCCAAGCAGGGGAACUCUAAGGAGGUGGAGAAGGUGCGCAAGAACACUGUUUCCUAUAAGUCAAUGAGUCAAAUGCCGAGAGAACCCGAUGUGAAGGAGCUAAAGCUGUAUGUGGAUAAGAAAUACGAGACGGUUAUAAUGCCCGUGUUUGGCAUUCAGGUGCCGUUCCAUAUAUCCACCAUAAAGAACAUUUCGCAGUCCGUUGAGGGGGAGUAUACCUAUUUGCGUAUCAAUUUCUUUCACCCUGGCGCCACAAUGGGCCGCAACGAGGGCGGUCUCUACCCUCAGCCCGAGGCCACCUUCGUUAAGGAAGUCACCUAUCGCAGUUCAAAUGUAAAGGAACACGGUGAAGUGGCUGCACCGUCUUCAAAUUUGAACAACGCUUUUCGACUGAUCAAGGAGGUGCAAAAGCGUUUUAAAACACGCGAGGCCGAGGAUCGCGAAAAGGAGGAUCUGGUGAAGCAAGACACCUUAAUAUUGUCGCAAAACAAGGGCAAUCCGAAACUUAAAGAUUUGUACAUUAGACCCAAUAUUGUGACAAAACGCAUGACGGGAAGCUUGGAGGCGCACACCAAUGGCUUCCGCUACAUUUCCGUCCGUGGCGAUAAGGUGGACAUUCUGUACAACAACAUAAAGAGCGCCUUCUUUCAACCCUGUGAUGGAGAGAUGAUCAUAUUACUGCACUUCCAUCUAAAGUACGCGAUUAUGUUUGGCAAAAAGAAACACGUCGAUGUACAGUUCUACACAGAGGUCGGCGAGAUCACCACAGAUCUGGGCAAACACCAGCACAUGCACGAUCGUGAUGAUUUGGCCGCUGAGCAAGCAGAACGCGAGUUGCGCCACAAGCUCAAGACAGCAUUCAAGAGUUUCUGCGAAAAGGUCGAGACCAUGACCAAGGCACAGGUAGAGUUUGAUACCCCGUUCCGUGAACUCGGCUUUCCAGGUGCACCCUUCCGCAGUACAGUGACGUUGCAGCCCACAUCCGGUUCCCUCGUCAAUCUUACGGAGUGGCCGCCAUUUGUCAUCACAUUGGACGAUGUGGAGUUGGUCCACUUCGAACGUGUACAGUUCCAUUUGCGCAACUUCGAUAUGAUAUUCGUAUUUAAGGAGUAUAACAAGAAGGUGGCAAUGGUGAACGCUAUUCCGAUGAACAUGCUCGACCAUGUUAAAGAGUGGCUCAACUCUUGCGAUAUUCGGUACUCGGAGGGCGUGCAGUCAUUGAAUUGGGUUAAAAUUAUGAAAACGAUCACGGACGAUCCGGAAGGUUUCUUUGCUGAAGGCGGCUGGACCUUCUUGGACCCUGAAUCGGGUAGUGAGGAUGAAAAUGAAACCGCUGAAUCAGAAGAAGAUGAAGCCUAUCAGCCCAGUGAUGCUGAGACCGACGAGGAAUCCGAUGAUGAUGAUUCGGAAUACUCUGAAGCGUCUGAAGACGAAAGCGAUGACAGUGACGAUUUGGGUUCCGAUGAAGAAUCAGGCAAGGACUGGUCUGAUCUGGAGCGAGAGGCCGCCGAAGAAGAUCGCAACCACGAUUAUAAUACAGACGAUAAACGAAACGGCAAAUUUGAAUCGAAGAAACAGUCAAAGAGUUCCAAGCACAGUCGUCGCGACCGUAUGGAGCAGCGAUCAUCGCACAGUAAAAAGCAUAAGUCGAAUUCCUCCUCUACUUCUUCACAUUUAAAAUCCUCCAGCUCCAAACACGGCAGCUCAUCUAGCCCCACGAAAUCGUCCAAGGAUAAAUACAGUAAUCGCGACAAGCAUCAUUCCUCCUCUUCGUCGGGACAUAAGAGUAGCAAGGACAAAGAUAAGGAUCGGAAACGUUCUCGCGACGAUAGUCGCGAACAUGGCCACAAGUCGAAGAAAUCACGUCAUUGAAGCCACGCACCACGUAAGGAUUGAGCGAAGGACGGCACAUUAUACGUCUUUAUGUAGUUUAAGUCGACCUUUAUACAUACAUAUAUAUUAUAUAUGUAUAACGUACAUUUCUACGCAUAAUGCUUUGUAUUGUUAAAUGCGUUCAUAAGGUCAACCCGCCCUAAAUACAAUUUCCAAUUUAUACAUACUA